Scophthalmus maximus (turbot) is the source of this 3123-nucleotide messenger RNA. RefSeq names its product dachshund a (gene dacha). The coding region runs from base 638 to 2281 and encodes 547 amino acids. The transcript has 11 exons. NCBI's taxonomy places the organism in Eukaryota, Metazoa, Chordata, Actinopteri, Pleuronectiformes, Scophthalmidae. The record is from RefSeq and is a predicted model, not a curated record.
GACAGACAGACAGACACGUGAGAUACAGGUGAGGACAAGUGAGACAGACAGACAGACACGUGAGAUACAGGUGAGGACAAGUGAGACAGACAGACAGAUGAGACAGGUGUAAAAUUAAUUUUAAAGUUGUGUCUCACAGGUGGGAGGAGCUUCACACCUUUGACAGGUGACAAGUGCGAACAAGGUCACAUGACACAAGGUUGUCUUCAACGUGGCUCUAAUGUUCAUGUGAUUAUUGAUCCCGAUCAAUACAGUAAUGAUGCUGGGAUCCACUCAGACACUUCAAACAUUCACCUGUCGAAUACCCCGCCCCCACCAGCCCUCUCGGCCAAUGGGAGGCCUGUGCGUGUGCGUCCCUCUCCGUGAUUCGCUCUGCGUGUGUGUGUAUGUGAGAGAGAGAGAGAGAGAGAGAGAGAGAGAGAGAGAGAGAUGGAGAGACUCUCCGAGAGAGAGAGAGUGAGAGAGAGAGAGUAGGACUGAUGAGAAGAAAAGAUCCGUGGUCAGAGAGGCGGGAAAAAGGAGAGACAAAGGCGGGAAAACCACAGAUGAAAACAAAAGAAAAAGAGUAGAAAGAAAAAUAAAGUCGCUUUUCUUCUUCUUCUUCUUCUUCUUCUUCUUCUUCUUCUUCUUCUGUAUCAUGGCGGGCUGCUCCAACACCCCUCUGUCCCGGACCUCCACCCCACCCACCGACCCCAUCUUCCACUCAGACCCGCCUUACGGCGCUCCCAACCCGGCCAGCUCCCCGCGGUUCGCCGCCGCCGCCGCCGCUCGCUUCUCCGGAGCUCCGGCGCACAGCGACUGCGCGAUGGUGGAGGUGCGCGGCGUGAAGGUGGCGUCGUUCACGGUGAGCGGCGUGGAGCUCAUCUGCCUGCCGCAGGUGUUCGAGCUGUUCCUGAAGCACCUGGUGGGCGGACUGCACACCGUGUACACCAAGCUGAAGCGGCUGCACAUCAGCCCGGUGGUCUGCACCGUGGAGCAGGUGCGCGUGCUGCGGGGACUCGGCGCCAUCCAGCCCGGCGUCAACCGCUGCAAACUGAUCACCAGGUCCGACUUCGACACGCUGUACCGGGACUGUACCAACGCCAGCUCUCGACCCGGUCGACCGCCGAAGAGAACUCUGGGCGUGGCCACGAUGAGCGAGGGCUCCAGACUCCUGCCACACGGUCUGCUAAGCCCCGCCCUGCUGUCACAGACAGGUCUGACGGCGGCGAUGGCCGAGGCCCUGAAGCUGCAGAAGAUGAGGAUGAUGAUGGGUUUCCAUGGAAACAGCGACCAGCAUCGACAUCGCAAUGGAGCGGAGUCUGACAACGAUGAAACAGGAGGCAGUGAAGGAUCCUGGGAGAAGGAGCAGCGUCUCCUCCCCCCUCACUCCUCAGGUGUGGCACCACCUCCUCUUUCAGCGUCUCACCGCCUCAACACUCUGCAGCAACACAGCUCCCUGUUGGCCAACCGCCUUUCCGACAUUCCUUUUAUGGUCAUGCCACACCACCUCCUCCCUGUUGGCCUGCCUCCUGCCAGUGUCGCCAUGGCGGUGAACCAGAUGAGUCAGCUGAGCAGUUUGGCAAACAUGGCCGCCGUAUCGCAGCUCCAGGCGGAAGAGGGAAAGGAGUCCCCUUCUGUAAGCCCCUCCCCCUGCCCCUCCCCCAGAGAUGAUGAGCUCCAUCCACCGGAACCAACCAGCCAAUCACCUUCCAGAGCUUCUUCAUCAUCAUCGUCAUCAUCACCUCCACCUGCACACACACCUGAGCUGGACGACAGCGCGUUGCCCCUCCCCGUCCUCAAACCGACCAAUGAGAGGCUGCCACUCACCUCUCAUCCGCUGUCAGUCAACCACGCAAACCACACCUUCGCCCCGUUCCUAUUGGCUGAGGGCCUGUCGUCAAUGGAAACGCUGCUGACCAACAUACAGGGUCUCCUGAAGGUGGCGAUGGAGGGCGCUCGCUCUCAGAGCAAACAGAACCAACUGGAGAGAAAAGAUCUGAAACUGGAGCUGGAGCGAGAGAGAGACGUCCGACAGACGCUCCAGAGACAGCUGAGCACCGAACUACAGACCAGAGUGUCGAUGCAGAGGAGGCUGAAGAAGGAGAAGAAGGCGAAGAGGAAGCUGCAGGAGGCGCUGGACGGCGAGUGGAGGAGGAGGCAGCAGGUGGAGCGAGCGCUCAAACACUGCGACUCCCUCACAGACUUGGUGACUCCGGAGAACGAGGCGGAAAACAAACUGCGGGAAAACUUGGCUGCUCACGAGAACCAGACGUUCACCAAACCUCCGCUCGUCUUCUGAGCGAGAUGAACGGAUGAAGUGAUGAAGAGGAGGAGGAGACUUUUUAUUUCCUGAAAAUACAAAUGGACCAAUCCAAACAAAAUACUCAAAAUCCCAUCAUCCACCUCUCUUUUUGCUUCCUGUUUGGAACAAGACUUCUUACUAUUAUUAUUGUUGUUAUUAUUAUUAUUAUUAUCAUCGUUGUCAUAGCGGCUUGUGGAUGGUAGUGGACAACCUGAAGAGGGAGGGGCUUAAUGUGCCUGUCACUUGACCCCCCCCAGCCCCGCCUCUGCUGUAAAAAGCUGUUGGUUGGUUGGUUCCACCUGCAGGGGGCGGAGUCACACGCAAAAGCUUUUAUAAACAUGUAUUCAGAGUUUCUGUGCUAAAUGUGUAUUAUACUGUUGAAAUGAAUGUGUUGUAGUACUGGUGCUACCUGUAGUAGUACCUGUAGUACUGCAGUGUUUAUCACGACCAGACGUCAUUGUGUGAUUCGUUCAUACUCGUGUCACAUUAUCUUGUUUUCCUGUUUUUAAAUCAAACCUGCUCAAGAUCAAUUAAACAUGAACGCCGUCAGAGUCUUUACUUCUUCGAGUUUAGACUUAGUGACACAAAGUCAGAAUGUGCCCAUUUCCUGGGUCUUGCUGUCAUGACUGGUCCUCACAAAGGUAGAACAACCAAAUACACUCGCGCAGACGACUAUUACCGUGUGUGUGUGUUUGUGUGUUCUGGUUGGUCGGCAAUAUCUGUCACUAUGAUGAAUGUGACCAAUCCGAGCGAGCGUUUGGUUCGGAACAAAGGAAACUGACAUCGUCGUCAUUACGGUCAGAACUGUUACAUCAUCAAUAAUAUCAAUAAACUUUAUU